Messenger RNA from Anas platyrhynchos (mallard), 5903 nucleotides. RefSeq names its product 5-hydroxytryptamine receptor 5A. Gene Ontology annotation, cellular component: plasma membrane. Gene Ontology annotation, molecular function: G protein-coupled serotonin receptor activity. Gene Ontology annotation, biological process: adenylate cyclase-activating adrenergic receptor signaling pathway; positive regulation of MAPK cascade. NCBI's taxonomy places the organism in Eukaryota, Metazoa, Chordata, Aves, Anseriformes, Anatidae. The record is from RefSeq and is a predicted model, not a curated record.
UCGCCGCGGCCCCGCUGAGCCCCGCCGGCCGUAGCGGAGCUGCCCGCUAUGGGAGCGGGGAGCCGAGGGAGCGGGCGGCCGCGGGUGCCCGCUGCUGCCGUCGGUGGCGGGUUGCGGGGGGCGACAGCACCCGGAGGGGGACCGCUGAGGGAGGGGGAGAGAGGUGCUGGGAGGGAAGAGGAGGGCAGGGAAGGGCUGAAAUCCCGGGUAUGGCGGAGUCCCUGAGUCCCUGCGCCCCCCGGGGCCAGUGUCAAGCCAACAUGGGCACCAACGCCUCGUCGUCCAACAUGGACGCCAACGCCUCCUCAGCUGCCUCCGCGCUGGUGGGUGGCAGCUCGUGGAGGGGCAGGGAGCCCUUCUCCAUCUUCACCGUCCUCAUCCUGACCUUGCUGGUGCUCCUGACCAUCGCCACCUUCCUCUGGAACCUGCUGGUGCUGGCGACCAUCCUGCGGGUGAAGGCUUUCCACCGGGUGCCCCACAACCUCGUGGCCUCCACGGCGGUGUCGGACGUGCUGGUGGCGGCCCUGGUGAUGCCGCUGAGCUUGGUGAAGGAGCUGUCGGCCGGGCGGCGGUGGCGGCUGGGCCGGGAGCUGUGCCUCGUGUGGGUCUGCUUCGAUGUGCUGUGCUGCACGGCCAGCAUCUGGAACGUGACCGCCAUCGCCCUGGACCGCUACUGGUCCAUCACCCGCCACCUGGAGUACACGCUGCUCACUCGCCGCCGCAUCUCCAACGUCAUGAUCGCACUCACCUGGGCGCUCUCAGCUGCCAUCUCCCUCGCCCCCCUCUUUGGCUGGGGGGAGAGCUACAGCCCCGAGCAGGAGCGCUGCCAGGUCAGCCAGGAGCCCUCCUACACCAUCGUCUCCACCGGUGGGGCUUUCUACCUGCCCCUCUGCGUGGUCCUCUUCGUCUACUGGAAGAUCUACAAGGCGGCCAAGUUUCGCAUCGGGGGCCGCAAGAGGAACGCCGUGGUGCCCCUCCCUGAGGCUGCCCAGGUGAAGGAAGCUUCGCAAGAACCACAGAUGGUGUUUACAGCUCGUCAUGCAGCUAUCACUUUCCAGACAGAUGGAGAAACAUGGAGGGAACAGAAAGAGAAAAAGGCAGCUUUGAUGGUUGGCAUCUUAAUUGGAGUUUUUGUGCUGUGCUGGAUCCCUUUUUUCAUCACAGAAUUAAUAAGUCCCCUCUGUUCCUGCAACAUCCCACCCGUCUGGAAAAGCAUCUUUCUUUGGCUUGGCUACUCCAAUUCUUUCUUUAAUCCUCUCAUUUAUACAGCAUUUAACAAAAAUUACAACAAUGCCUUCAAGAACCUUUUUGUAAAGCAGAGAUAAAAGGGGACACGGAGGAGAAAGUGAUUCCUUUAUUGCAUAAUGCAGAGAUUUCUCGAAGGAGAUGUGCCUGUGAUAGAUGCAGUUUUCAAGCACAAGAGCUACUUAAGGGGAUUUAGCAACAGUGAAGGAGCUGGAAGAUUGUUGGAUAGAAACCUACCGACAGUUUGCAGUUCCCAUUUGGAAAUACAUAUAUGCUGCCCCAGGGUUUGGCAAAGAAAGAAGCAGUGAACAUCUCCCUUCUUUUCUUUGAAGCAAUGUGUGCUCAAGUCUACAAGCAGAGCGCUGGUUGUGUCUAAUACCGUGACUGCCAAAGCCAACCAGAGUGAUCCCAGCCAGGCAAACACAGGAGCCGUCCUGCAGCCUGCUCAUCUUAGCAAAGGCACUGAGGGGACUGCGAAGGGAGCAACACUGAAAUGUUGGAGAUGCGGGCAGGCUGCUGGCUUCGUUCUCGAGAUUUGUUUGGAAAGGAGGGAAUAAAUAUGCUGCGUUCAACCCAAAGCUUAGUCUAUGUGAAAUUAAGAAGGGUGACUAAGCAGCCCCAAACCACACCCUAGCAUAACUGAAGGGCUGCGUUCUCUUGCAAGCAGCAGCUCUCAGCUGGAAGUCCUGAUGAAGUAAAGGUCAGUUAUGUCCCCUGGGGUUACAUGAAGGUUUAGGGCCAAGUGUAAUGCUGGUCAGAGGUAGGUGACAAACUAGAAAUGUUUGUGCUGCCCGGAGUCCUUGCACUGUAAGUGUUGUACUCAUCAACCUAACCACAUCAAUUCCCCUAUUUGUAAUUUUUUAAUCAACUUUCUCCUCCUAUGAGAUAGGUAUUGAUGCCAUCAGAUCCAAGUGACUCCAAAAAAAAAAUCCUAACUGGCUUAGAAUCAAGCCUUAAAUUGUUUGCCCAACAUUUAAUUUCCCCAUCCCAACAAUAACAAAAGGAUGAGAAACAGAUACCCAUGCAUACUGCUCAAUCUGUCUCUCCAUAGUUGUCGCUCUAAUGGGUUUUACUCCCUCCCCUUUCCUGAGGGAGGAUGCCAACAGUGUUUCUGAAUAUUUCUAGCAUGGCAGCUCUACAUUGCAACAGAGUCCCAGCAGCAAGUUAGAUAGCUGCUCAGCUUCAUAACUGCCAACUUAAAUAAGCCUUUCCCUUGUGAAUCUCAUUUUGCCCGCAAAAGGAAGAGCUGGUGUUCAAACUAAAGGUUUGGAGGCUUUACCAUGGCUUGACAUCUGGAACUUGAGACAGCACUAUGAGGCCAGAAGAUUACCGUGCAAUUCUUGUCUGCUCGCACUGAUGCUGUUGCAAAGGCUGGUGAUGCAGCAGGGCUGUCUCAGCUAGCUUGAGAACUGAUAGUAGCAGGGCUACUGAUGGAGCAUGCACUGGAACUCCCCACCUUGUCAAAAAUUCAUUUAGCUUCCUUAAGAGGUGAAUUUUAGGCUUUAUAGUUUCAAUGUGAGUUCUCAGGAUAGCUUGUUUUGUGCUCUGCCCACCCAAGCAUCUGUGACAGCAGUGACUUGCUACACGGUGACGUGCUGCCACCAAGAGCAACCUGGCUCCAUAUCCAGAGACGAGAAACAUUUCACUACAGUGCACUUUUAGAAAGCUCUUAAAAUCAGCUUCCCACACUGGCUCUGUACACGUCUAUAUUUAGAAGAGAAGCAACACAUAUUCAGGAUGUGAAAUCCUGGAUUUCAAUCACAUAGAAGCUGGGUUGGGGGGGUGGUAGUAGGAGAACUGUGCUGCUCAGGGUCAAGGCUGAGCCUGCUGCCUCCUGUUUGAUGGCAGAGCAGGUGCUGCCAGCCCCUGACCACCCACACAGUAAGCUCCAGGUUUCACCCAUGGAUUUACGUACCAAACCCAGUAACCUGGUGCAGCAGGAGCAUCUCUUGGAUAGUCAUCAACCUUGAUUAAAAAAGCUGGAACGGUGCAUAAUUUUCUACCUCCCUUGGUACUUUAUUUCCGUGAUUAAUUACUCUCACUACUAAAACUUGGAACUUUAUUCUAAUUGAAAAAAGAGGAAAGUAGAAUGAAGCAUGGAGGCAUUCCUCCUUCUGGCAGUUCACACAUUAGAGUUCAGAUCUGACAUUACCGCUGUGCUGUUACCCUUAGCUUCAAGACAGACCAAAGAAUAUAUGGAAAAUACAACUCCCAUGUGCAUUACAGUAAACGAUACAGGAUCGUGAAUAUACGACUAGAGAGAAGAAAAAAGAAAAAGCUGUUCUGAAAAGUAAGCAUUUGACAGUGCUCCAACAUUGGGUCAUUUAUUUCCCCAAAUACUAGUUGCCCAUUUGGAAUACACCAGUUUUCUCUGCCCAUACUGAAUCUGUUCCUAGAACUCAGUGGGACUAUUGCUCAGCAGAAAGUUCGUUGCUGCAACCUGCAGCAAGGCUCUGAACCCUGCAGUGCUACAUAAAUUAAGGUCUCAGGUUUUUUGUGCUCUUGGAAUCAAUCCACAGAUUGUGCAGAAAUCCAAAAGCUUCAGAAGAGCUUCAGAAGAUGAAAAAGUGCAGCAAAUGAGAAAAUGAGCAUUUUUAAACGAAAACAUAACCACUUAAGAACCAUCCUCCUGUCUUUGAGAAUUCCACUUAAGAGUUACCUCCUGAUACUGCCUUUCACUUUGAAAAAUAGCUGUCAUCAUUUUAGUGGAAUCCAAAAUUAAUUUGUUUGGUUCUGUUUAGCAGGAUUGUCAUAUUUAUAGUGCUAGAGCAUCAUGGAUACUGUUCCCAAAAAUCACCUUCCCACGAGUAUUCAUAGCAUGAUGUACACUUGCUCCUCCACAGUAGAAGUGGCUGGGGACAGAAUGAUCAAGUAGUUAGCCUGACAGGCAUCAUGUUCAACAGGAGGAGGAACAAAGUUGGCUGUUAGAAGUGCCAUUUUCUUAUACUACUUCUUGAUUUCCCCACAAGUAUCAGAAGAAAUGCUACCUCCAAUGUACACGUUAGAAGAAUAAUUACAGAUUUUACAGAGGGCAAAGUUUGUAGACAUCAUUUAUGUCUACUGCUAUCAAAGCUGACUAGAGAAUGUCUGCAAGUAGCACUCAGUCCAGAUCUCCUUCCUCAGGUACUCCAGUAUUUAAUUUUGCCUAGAUUUUUAAAAUACAUAUGAAGAGAAGCAGCCGGCUCAUAUUCAGUCACUAACUAGUUGGGGGGAGUAAGGUACAAACUGGCUCAGUGCAAAGGUUCUUUUUAUUUGUACUGAAGGAACAGGAAAAGUGUUUCUGGUUGUCACAAAAACAGAGUCUUGUUUAUGAGAAGGCACAACACAUUGAAUCUAGCCAACCACGGUUGGGGUAGCUCACCACAUCUUACCCAGACAGAAUGUCAACAAUCUCCUUACACCAAUCUUAACAAAUCCAUAAAUUUCUCCAUUUAACACUACAGGCUCUGCAUGAGAUCACAUACAACUAUCGAACCUUCCUGUCCUCAAAUGAAGUGGAAUCAGGUAGCGUGAUAAACGUGUACCAUCUCCACCAAGAAUUCUGUGUGGUGAGCAGAUGCCUGUGCAAGACACAUCUAACCCUUCCAUGGAUCCCCUUGGCAUACAGCAGGUCUGAUAGUUUAUCCCAAAUACUGAAACAUCAAGCUUAACAAGAGCAGCAAGAGAGAAAAUGUUACUGAAUGCUAUAUGACACAUGAAAACAUUUCUAUGACUGAAUAUCAAAAUACUACAUUUACACAAUUCAUCUUUAAUGCACUUGUAAUUCAAAAGCAUAUUAAGGCUUCUAAAGCUGCCCUUUAACAUGGCCUAAAGUGCCACCUCAAAAACAAUAGCAGAAGGUCACUGGAUUCUAAACAUCUUUUUAUUUUAUAUGUGCUGCCAUAGAAAGUAAUCUAACAGCAGUGUCAAUGUUACUGGGGAAGAAGAAUGUGUUUUUCCUUUUCCUGAACAAAAUAUGUGAUGUACAUUAAGUCAGUCCAAAAUCCUGAUGUUAAGUACAAAAAACAACUGCUUGAAUUAUAAAAUACUGUAUAUACAGAUAUAAAAGUGUUUCAGAAAGUGUUCCACAAAGUUUCUAAACUUUCAAGGACAGAUCUUCGGCAGGGUAGAUAGGUUGUCUUCAAAGGUGAGCAUCAGUUCAUUUGAGUAGAAAGUCUGAAUCUUUAUCUUCCUAUGUUACAGUUGACACAGACUUUGAUUUUCAUCCCAGCUAGGGAUAAUGCGAUGGUCCUAGGGAUUAGGGUGUUUUUUCCUGGAGCUAUUAAUUUAACAAGCACAUACUCUAUAUAUAAAAAUGAAAUUUCAAAGAAAUUUAUACAACAGCUAGACUUUAUAAAAAUAUAGAUCUAUAGUUUUACAUGAGGAAUUAUCCAAGGUAAGUUUCCAUUUCCUUUUGUCUUGACCAUUAGAAAUUGAUUUUUAUCCUUUGGAAUCUUAUCUAUAGCUAGGAGUGUAAAUUAAAAUAAUAUGGAGUUACUAGCUGGUGAAGAGUCUCAAGAACCAUUUUUGUGUUUAUUUUUUGGCCAAAAUUAACAAGCUAUCGCAUCCUGCAGUGCUCAUCUUAUGGUACCGGACAUAUUAAACAGUCCAUAUCUACUUAUUCCAGAGUUUUGAUGUACUUCAGUGUUAAAGCCCAAAUAAAAACCAUCUUAAUUGUU